UUUCUGUCAGGCGCUCCGGACCCGGUCCUAUAAGGGUCCAUUGAUGGGCAGACUGGUUCAGAAGCGCUUCAGCCACUGUUGUGUUCUGAGAGAGGUGAAGGGCGCAACACACUGACAGUGUGUCUAUUCGCGACUCCGUCCGAGCUGAAUCUUUGCGGACUUGUGAAAGCUGGGACUCUGCGCGAUCGAGAAGCAACUUUUGAAAAGCAGAUAGCCUACAUUUUAUUUGUUAUUUUUUGUAGGUUUGCGUUUAUUGAGUCAAUUAUUAGCUGAUUUCUUUUGCAGUCUUGGGAUAAUUUAUUUAAGAAAAAGCCGUCUAAUCGACCUUCUUUCUAUUUAAGGCGUUUUGAAUUGACAGUAUUCUGCCAGUUUUGUUGCAGAAACAACACAGGUUUACUUAGUUUAAUUCGUUUACUAGUCAGUUCGGUACAUAGCUGAACAUAUCACAACUUUGGCUGCUAUAACUGACUUGUCAUUCAAACCACAAUAGGAUAAAGAACUGUGCGUGCGCUUUCUAUAAAAGUUUAUCUCCGUUUUUAAUUUAUUUAAUUAUCUUGCUCAAGAUGAUGAAUACGAUGGUAAUUCUUGCCGAGUUCUUUGUGGUCAUUUUGAAAGUGCUCUGGGCUUUUGUUACCGCCGGGGCGAAAUGGGUGGUGCGACCGAAGGAGAAGAGUGUAGCGGGACAGGUGUGUGUGAUCACCGGGGCUGGAAGCGGUCUGGGUCGGCUGUUCGCCAAGGAGUUCGCUCGGAGACGGGCAGUAUUGGUGCUGUGGGACAUCAACAGCCAAAGCAACGAAGAGACGGCGGAGUUGGUACGGGAAAUCUACCGAGAACUGGACAGUGAAACCCCGAUGUCCAGAGACGGCGCAGUUGGAGGGUUAGAAGAGAUUCCUCCCUUCCAGCCACAGGUGUACACGUACGUGUGUGACGUGGGCAAGCGGGAGAGUGUGUACUCCACGGCGGAGAAGGUGCGUCGGGAGGUGGGCAACGUGGACAUGUUGAUCAACAACGCUGGAGUGGUCUCUGGUCACCAUCUCCUGGAGUGUCCUGACGAGCUGAUCGAACGCACCAUGCGGGUCAACUGCCACGCACAUUUCUGGACCACCAAGGCCUUCCUUCCCAAGAUGUUGGAGCUGAACCACGGCCACAUUGUGACGGUUGCCAGCUCUCUGGGGCUAUUCAGCACAGCUGGUGUGGAGGAUUACUGCGCCAGUAAGUUCGGGGCCAUCGGCUUCCACGAGUCGCUGAGCCACGAGAUCAAGGCUUCGGAUAAGGACGGCAUUAAGAUGACGCUGGUGUGUCCCUACCUGGUGGACACGGGCAUGUUCAAAGGCUGCAGGAUAAGGAAAGAGAUUGAGCCUUUCCUGCCUCCCCUGAAGCCAGAGUUCUGCGUAACACAGUCUAUGAGGGCCAUUCUCACGGAUCAGGCUAUGAUCUGCACCCCUCGAAUCGUAUAUAUGGUCAACAUCAUGAAAAGCAUCCUGCCCUUUGAGGCCAUCGUUUGUAUGUACAGGUUCCUGGGUGCUGAUAAGUGUAUGUACCCCUUCCUUGCCCAGAGGAAGGAGCUGAUGAACAACAACGAGGCUAAAGAGGAUAUCUAACAGGAGGACCAGGGCGAAGGCACAUGGCCUGGAGGCACCAGGAUAGACCACUGAGGGAGCAUGGAUGAAGAGAAAUAAGACUGAAUCUAGACUGGUGCACUUUGCAUUGAGCGGAUACAAAAAGGUUGACCGUAUCGUUCUUCUGGAACGAUGCCAAGCUGUGUACAAAAACACAAAGGAUUUAUUUCUGACGGUUGUUUAAAAGAAACCAAUCAUCUAUAUACUGUGUCAAUAGUUUAUUUUUUAAUUUUUAAUUUUUAAAGGUAUUCAGUAAUUAACUAUUUACAUAAUGUAGUCACCGGCUUUUUAUGUAGUGCCUCGGCGGAAAAUAUACAGUAUGUUACUGUACAGUACAAUCUUGUUACUUUUAGUUAUUUUAAUAUGUAGACAUGCACUGUAAUACUGACUUUCUCUGUAUGGCCAAGUCUCUAUGUCGAAACUACAGUUCAACGUGGCAUUUCCAGAAUUAUAUUACCCAGCAAACCCCUGAGGCUCAGCCUAACCAAUCACAACAUGAUGCUCCAAAUGGCUAUCCAAUCAUACUGUUAGCGAUCUUAGCUUGCCUUCAUUGUAUUUUACUUCUGCAGAUCACUUGAAGAUUUUCUGAUUAUUCCGUUUAUUUCAAACCCGUUCAUUUUAACGUUAUUUUAAGUUUACAACAUUUUAACGUUAUCCUAAGUUUACAAAAAAAAUUGUAUUUCACUUCUUAAUUUUUUUUGUCAUCAUGGAAGAUCCAAAACAGCAAAUCAUUGAAUUGUAGAAGCAUGUUAUUAUCGUUUUUCUCCCCCAGAGAAGGUUUCUAUUCAUCUUUCCAGCGGAAUACUCCAUUUCUCUCCUGUUAGAAUAGUGGUACAGAAUAUUGGAAUAUUAGUUCGCAUAUUGGCUGACCUACCUAAGGCUUAUCCAAUCGGGUGACCUACCUGAGGCUUAUCCAAUCGGGUGACCUACCUGAGGCUUAUCCAAUCGGGUGACCUACCUGAGGCUUAUCCAAUCGGGUGACCUACCUAAGGCUUAUCCAAUCGGGUGACCUACCUGAGGCUUAUCCAAUCGGGUGACACAUUUCAGAACAUCCAGAUGUAAUGUAAAGGGCUGUGGAAUUCAACCAAGUUUAUUUUUUAAAUUUUAUUUUACCUUCAUUUAAGCAGGCAAGUCAGUUAAGAACAAAUUCUUAUUUUCAAUAAUGGCCUAGGAACAGUGGGUUAACUGGUCUAGGAACAGUGGGUUAACUGGUCUAGGAACAGUGGGUUAACUGGUCUAGGAACAGUGGGUUAACUGCCUGUUCAGGGGCAGAACAACAGAUUUGUACCUUGUCAGCUCGGGGAUUUGAACUUGCAACCUUCCGGUUACUGGCCCAACGCUCUAACCACUAGGCUUCCCUGCCGCCCCAAGUCAGUUUUCAUAUAGCGUCCUGUCCGAGUUUCCAGGUGUUUUCCAGAAAUCCUGGUUGGAAGAUUCCUAGAAUCACAUGUUUUUUUUUUCUUGUUUAACAGGAAUUUUUACAAUAGAGCACAUUUUGACUUUGCAGCUCUCCCAUCUAGGCAAGUUGACAUUUAUUGGAAUGAGUCUUGUCCUUGAGGCAGAACUGAGCCAUUUCUGCUAGAUGGGCCAGCUGCAAAGUCAAAAUUGGCUACAUUCAUAAAAACAAAUGUGCUUUUUGGUCUUAAUUUGAAGUUAGGGUUCAAAUCUGAUUUUGUGGCUAUGCCAGAUAGUGACCACUGUGCAGAUUUGCCUCCAGAAUAAUAUUCAUGGUGAAAAACGCCAACCUUACCCCAUCUAGCAGAAAUGGCUCAGUUCUGCCUCCAGAACAAGAUUCAUGACAAACUUCAACCUGUUGAAAGGUACUGGAAUUUUGCAGCCCCUAUUUCCUCUGGUUGAACUGAUGGAGUCAAUCAGCCUGAAGGCUCAAUACCCUUCUGAACUCUGAUAUGAGUAUUGAUUGAUUGAUACUGAUGACUACUGGCUUUUUAGCAUUUUCCCCAUAAGACAUACUUCCAAUCCAACCAAUGACCAGCCCUUGAUCUCCCAGUGAAUGAUCUGUGAGCGGAGGAACUGUGUAGCUAGCUGAUCUAGAAACUCACGUCUUAGUGAAAACACGUCUUAGUCUCUCUAUCAUCCUACACUACAUUCAUUAGUCUCUCUCUUUCUCUCUCUCUCUCGUCCUCCACUACAUUCAUUAGUCUCUCUCCCUCUCUCUCGUCCUCCACUACAUUCAUUAGUCUCUCUCUCUCUCUCGUCCUCCACUACAUUCAUUAGUCUCUCUCUUUCUCUCUCUCUAUCAUCCUUCACUACAUUCAGUAGUCUCUCUCUCUCUCUAUCGUCCUCCACUACAUUCAUUAGUCUCUCUCUUUCUCUCUCUCUAUCGUCCUCCACUACUUGUGUCCAGUGAAGCUGAAAAUGUAAACAUUGGUUGAGUUGUUUUGAGUAUAGUACUACAUUACCCACAAUUCCCUCCAUGGAAAUUAUUUUUCACUAGGGUUGCACAUUUCUGGUAACUUUCCUAAAAAAAAUCCAGCCCUGAUUUGUCUAGAAAUCUUGGUUAAAAAGGUUUCUGGAAUCAAGAUGUGGAGGAAAAAACAGGAAAUCCUACAACCAGGAUUUCUGGGAAUUUGAGGAAAUGUACUGUACAUUUGCAACCUUAGUCUCCCCUGUAUUUGAUAUUUGGUUACAUAUAUAUUUGAUCUAUUUUAGGGAAGAACACAACUACAACUACAUUCCAAUAGGCCUCAUUCCUCCAGCUACGGUAAUGAGCCUAAAUACUCUACCUCUUCAUUUGCCAUUUGUUGACAGUAUGACAUAAAAUCCUAUUUUCUUUUUAUUUUGUUUUUGUUGUGGUAAUUCUUUCUGAAAGACUGCUCUUUAGUCGAGCAGAUGUGGUUCCUAUGUUUAGUGUCUGUACCUAACUUAAAUGAAUAAAGUGAUUUCUAGAUUAUAA
This is a messenger RNA of Oncorhynchus tshawytscha (Chinook salmon), 4533 nucleotides long. RefSeq names its product retinol dehydrogenase 10-A. Gene Ontology annotation, cellular component: lipid droplet. Gene Ontology annotation, molecular function: oxidoreductase activity, acting on the CH-OH group of donors, NAD or NADP as acceptor. Bases 564 to 1601 code for a protein of 345 amino acids. The record is from RefSeq and is a predicted model, not a curated record. The transcript has 6 exons. NCBI's taxonomy places the organism in Eukaryota, Metazoa, Chordata, Actinopteri, Salmoniformes, Salmonidae.